This is a messenger RNA of Panicum virgatum (switchgrass), 1440 nucleotides long. RefSeq lists its product as uncharacterized. Gene Ontology annotation, biological process: protein polyubiquitination; positive regulation of proteasomal ubiquitin-dependent protein catabolic process; ubiquitin-dependent protein catabolic process. Gene Ontology annotation, cellular component: ubiquitin ligase complex; cytoplasm. The record is from RefSeq and is a predicted model, not a curated record. The transcript is spliced from 2 exons. The coding region runs from base 1 to 1440 and encodes 479 amino acids. NCBI's taxonomy places the organism in Eukaryota, Viridiplantae, Streptophyta, Magnoliopsida, Poales, Poaceae. Gene Ontology annotation, molecular function: ubiquitin conjugating enzyme binding; zinc ion binding; ubiquitin protein ligase activity.
AUGGAAAUUGAGGACGCCGACAUGGAGGAUGCUCACAGCCACACACAGGAGCUCGUGGCCAUACCAAAUUCGAAGGAAGAUGUAGCUGUCCGUGAUGGCACUGCCAUAAUGGGCAUUUUGGAGGCAGGCACACUAGAUGCUACCAUGGAGGAGGAGAUGGAAGAGGUGGAAGACGACAUUGAGCAGCCCCUCCUACUGCCAAUGAAUGCCAUGGUGCAGCAACUACGCCCCCUCCACAAGGACCUCCCUCGCAACACCAACAUCACAACAACGGCCCCUCAAGCCACUAAGGACGAAGAGGAUGUCAGUCACUCCAAUGGCAUCUUCAAUGAUGAGGAUGAGCACUAUGUGGACUAUAUUUCCAUCAUGGUUCAAAAAGAGCGCAAUGAUAGAACAGUUCCCUUGGAAACAAGGACUCAAGCACCUGCCAAUGAUCUUGACAACGCAACAAGGCAAGCUCUAUUUACUAGCGCUGACUCCCAGGACAUCUAUCCUAGCAUGGACGAAGGGGAUAACAAUGGCUCAUACAAGUCCAUCAUCUAUGACGCUCAAAAGAUGGAGAAUAUGGUGGAUCCAGGAACCGAUAAAAUUCCACCCCCACUACAACUUUCCAGAUCUAAAGUACCCAAGGAGGAACUCGGUGACCACCAUCCCUCUAUAGAGGAAGACGAUCCUGAACUAUCCCUACAAUACAUCAAAAAGAAUUGGGGCCACUAUCCAUCUCAACUCAACCCAGAUGAACCUAGCCCAUCAAUAAGAAGGAAACUGAGGGUGGCCCCUCUCACCGAUGAUGAUGUUGCCAAGUUCGACUGUGGCAUCUGCUUAGAGACGCUUCUCAUCUUCGACAUCUUCCACGGAAUGUCAUGCCCCCACAAGUUCUGCGUGCAGUGCAUGGGCACAUACAUUGAGGGUAGGGUCCACACUGGUAAGGUGCCGAUACCGUGCCCUGACCCAACUUGCAAUGAAGAGGGCAAUGGCAUCCUACAGCCAGAAGACUGUAAGAAUUCCAUUGACUUUGCCGUGUUCUGCAAUUGGAGCGACAAGCUCACUGAGAAUGCCAUCCCACUGAAUAAGCGUGUCUACUGUCCGAACCCCAAGUGUAGGAUCAUGCUUGAGAGCACCUGUGCCAACACGACACCAUCCCAGGCAUCGUGCCCGGUGUGCAACUGCCAAAUGUGCACAACAUGUAGCAUGGAUUGGAGCACCAAUGGUAGUGGCCAGCACGACUGCACCAAGGGGCUAGAAGACAAACUCAUGAAGAAGCUUGCCAAUGAGCGCCGGUGGAAGCAGUGUCCCCGGUGCAGGAUGCUUGUGGACAGGAAUAGUGGCUGCAAUGUCAUGACAUGCAGGUGCCUUGCUACCUUCUGCUACACCUGCGGACGCCUCAGGCAGUCAGUGCGAGAAGGAGUCGAGCUGUGUUGGUGCCACAACCGCAAUUGA